UCGAGGUUAUUCAAGUGCGAAGAAGAGCUCAAUUGCAGGUAUGGCGUCCAGAGCGGAGGGUUCAGACUCAUCGACGAAGCAUUCGAGGCUUCCUCUUCAUCACAGAAGCCGCACGAUCGAAUCGGAACGUUCAUCAGCUGUUGAAGUUUACGCAGAAGCGCGAUCUGGAUCGUCAAGCCGAGUCAAUUCACAAGCUACAGCCGGAUUAAUGGAACCUCGACUCAAUAUGCUGGAUCAUGUCAAAGACAGAACCCUCCUGAGCAUACUAAAGACAUUGAAACCAAAGUACCGGGACUUUGCUGUUGAAGCUGCUUCCACUGCCAUAGCAGCCAUUGUGCAGGAAAACACACAGAUCGAUCCAGCGACGAUGGUGAAGAUUCUUGCCAACCCAGAAAUGGCCAAGGCUCUGAUUGACAACAGUAUCGCCAGUUUCAAGCCUUGAAAUUAAUGCAACAGUAGUUGUAUAAUCAGUGCUUUC
Molecule: messenger RNA, 478 nt
Organism: Andrographis paniculata
Lineage: Eukaryota; Viridiplantae; Streptophyta; Magnoliopsida; Lamiales; Acanthaceae
Exons: 2
Coding region: 41-442 (133 amino acids)
Source: RefSeq, a predicted model, not a curated record